AUGCUCUACAGUCCUGAUGCCGGCCAGCUUAUAGGUUCGCACCAUGGAUCACUUGCAUUGUUUUAUAGGACACAUGUGAGUGUUCCCGUGUACGAAGAGAUAUCGUGCCAGUACAGCCUUUACAUCAAGGCACGAGACGGGUCCUUCGUGCAGUUGGGCGAGACGGGUCACGGCCGUUAUGAUUCUGAGGUGGCUCAUGAUUGGCGUGAAGUUUGUUUCGGUCCUGACGUUCAUUGGGAGGGUCAUCGCCCCGCCACCUUGACGGCCUUGGGCAUCUUCGGCCUUACCCACGAGCAGCUGCUGCAGUCAGAGUGGGUACAGAAUGACACGCUGACGGUGAAGUGCUUGCUGGAGGUGCGGCCCCGCUACUUCGAUAGCAGGCUCUCUGUCGGCCUAUCAGCGGAGCUUCCGGGCCCCAGCAUCGUCCGCGACAUGCAAGCCCUGUUCGAGAAGGGCACGAACAGUGAUGUUCGCUUUAUGGUUGAGGGCGAGGUGAUCCAUGCACACUCGGCAGUCUUGUGCCAGAGGUCGGACGUGCUGGAGAGCCAGCUGACCACCGGAAUGCAGGAGUCCAUUUCGAAGGUCAUCGUCAUCGAGGACUGCUCCGCGCGUAUCUUCCGAGCCUUCCUCAAGUUCCUUUACACGGACAACUUGCCCAGCGUGGAGGAGCUAGCUGCUCAAGUUUCGUGCAGUGCCGCAGAUGAUGACAGCUGGCAGCUAAAGGAGAUGCAGGCCCUGCUGGCUGUGAGCCACAA
This is a messenger RNA of Symbiodinium pilosum, 755 nucleotides long. NCBI's taxonomy places the organism in Eukaryota, Dinophyceae, Suessiales, Symbiodiniaceae. The record is from the annotation of a GenBank genome assembly.